This is a messenger RNA of Solea senegalensis (Senegalese sole), 882 nucleotides long. RefSeq names its product mitochondrial ribosomal protein S7 (gene mrps7). Gene Ontology annotation, biological process: translation; ribosomal small subunit assembly. The transcript has 5 exons. Gene Ontology annotation, cellular component: ribosome. Gene Ontology annotation, molecular function: mRNA binding; rRNA binding; structural constituent of ribosome. The record is from RefSeq and is a predicted model, not a curated record. Bases 15 to 701 code for a protein of 228 amino acids. NCBI's taxonomy places the organism in Eukaryota, Metazoa, Chordata, Actinopteri, Pleuronectiformes, Soleidae.
CUCACAUUGUAAAGAUGGCUACCAUGUCAGGACUACUUAAACCGUGGUUACCAAGGGUGUUCCUGGUAAGAUGGAGCAGGUAUAACCCCUACUAUCUGGAGCCAGAUGUCAGGAAGGAGACAUACAGCAGACCAGAGGCGGAGCUGACUGCUGAGGAGAAAGAGCAGCAGCAGCUCAAAGUACUCAGACCCAUCAAGGCAGCAACUAAUGGAGUCACAAGCUCUGUUUUCAGUGACCCAGUCAUCAGUAAAUUCAUCAAUAUGAUGAUGAAACACGGAGACAAGAUUCUGGCCAGAGAGAUCAUGACACAAACCCUGGAGAGCAUAAAGAGGAUACAGGUGGAGAAAUACCACAAAGCUCCUGAGGUGAAAAAGGAGGAGAUUGAGUGUAACCCCUACACAAUUUUUCAUCAGGCUCUGGAGAAUUGUAAGCCUGUGGUUGGGCUGGCAAGCAUACAGAAAGGUGGCAAGUACUACCAGGUGCCUGUCCCUCUUACAGACAACCGACGUCGCUUCCUUGCUAUGAAAUGGAUGAUGACAGAGUGCAGGGACAACAAACACAGACGCACGCGCAUGUAUGAAAAACUUUCCCAAGAACUGUUGGCAGCAUACAUGAAGGAGGGUAAUGUCAUCAAGAAGAAACAUGAGCUGCACAAGAUGGCAGAAUCCAACAGGGCUUAUGCCCACUACCGCUGGUGGUAGAAAAAAAAAAUCUUUGGACUAAAAAUACUGUCAAUUCAAAGGUCUCCUCCGAUUGACAAACUGGACAGACAUUGUGCUGGUCAUGGAUGAUUCACUGACCCAAUGAGCCACUCAUUGAGUGAGAGUUUGACUGUAAAUAGUAAACACCAAAUAAAUCUUUCAGUGGAAAGACUGCAAUGUA